AUGAGACUCACAUCGCCACAAGACAACAUACGAUCAACGAGACUCACAUCGUCACAAGACAACAAACACUCAGCGAAACUCACUCCGUCACAAGACAACAUUCGAUCAACGAGACUAACAUCGUCACAAGACAACAAACACUCAACGAAACUCACUCCGUCACAAGACAACAUACGCUCAACAAGACUCACAUCGCCACAAGACAUCAUACGCUCAACGAGACUCACAUCGUCACAAGACAACAAACACUCAACGAAACUCACUCCGUCACAAGACAACAUACGCUCAACAAGACUCGCAUCGCCACAAGACAACAUACGAUCAACGAGACUCACAUCGCCACAAGACAACAUACGCUCAACGAAACUCACUCCGUCACAAGACAACAUACGCUCAACAAGACUCGCAUCGCCACAAGACAACAUACGAUCAACGAGACUCACAUCGCAAGAAGACAACAUACGCUCAACAAGACUCACAUCGCCACACGACAACAUACGCUCAACGAGACUCACGUCGCCACAAGACAACAUACGAUCAACGAGACUCACAUCGCCACAAGACAACAUACACUCAACGAAACUCAAUCCGCCAAGAGACAAUAUACAAUCAACGAAACUCACUCAGCCACAAGACAACAUACGCUCAACGAGACUCACAUCGCAACAAGACAACAUACGCUCAACGAAACUCACUCCGUCACAAGACAACAUACGCUCAACAAGACUCGCAUCGCCACAAGACAACAUACGCUCAACGAGACUCACAUCGCAAGAAGACAGCAUACGCUCAACAAGACUCACAUCGCCACAAGACAACAUACGCUCAACGAGACUCACAUCGCCACAAGACAACAUACGAUCAACGAGACUCACAUCGCCACAAGACAACAUACACUCAACGAAACUCAAUCCGCCAAGAGACAAUAUACAAUCAACGAAACUCACUCCGCCACAAGACAACAUACGCUCAACGAGACUCACGUCGCCACAAGACAACAUACGAUCAACGAGACUCACAUCGCCACAAGACAACAUACACUCAACGAAACUCAAUCCGCCAAGAGAAAAUAUACAAUCAACGAAACUCACUCCGCCACAAGACAAUAUACGCUCAACGAGACUCACAUCGCCACAAGACAACAUACGCUCAACGAGACUCACAUCGCCACAAGACAACAUACACUCAACGAAACUCAAUCCGCCAAGAGACAAUAUACAAUCAACGAAACUCACUCCGCCACCAGACAACAUACCCUCAACGAGACUCACAUCGUCACAAGACAACAUACGCUCAACGAGACUCACAUCGCCACAAGACAAAAUACACUCAACGAAACUCACUCCGCCAAGAGACAACAUACAAUCAACGAAACUUACUCCGCCACAAGACAACAUACGCUCAACGAGACUCACAUCGCCACAAGACAACAUACGCUCAACGAGACUCACAUCGCCACAAGACAACAUACGCUCAACGAGACUCACAUCGCCACAAGACAACAUACGCUCAACGAGACUCACAUCGCCACAAGACAACAUAUGCUCAACGAGACUCUCAUCGCCACAAGACAACAUACGAUUAACGAGACUCACAUCGUCACAAGACAACAAACACUCAACGAAACUUACUCCGCCAAGAGACAACAUACAAUCAACGAGACUCACGUGGCCACAAGACAACAUACACUGA
Mya arenaria is the source of this 1692-nucleotide messenger RNA. Its product is annotated as putative protein FAM47C. The transcript has a single exon. NCBI's taxonomy places the organism in Eukaryota, Metazoa, Mollusca, Bivalvia, Myida, Myidae. The record is from RefSeq and is a predicted model, not a curated record. Bases 1 to 1692 code for a protein of 563 amino acids.